Molecule: messenger RNA, 4869 nt
Organism: Paramecium octaurelia
Lineage: Eukaryota; Ciliophora; Oligohymenophorea; Peniculida; Parameciidae
Source: the annotation of a GenBank genome assembly
AUUUUUUCACACGUCACAAAUUAUGAAACCAAUUAUCCUCAUCGUACUUCUACUCGGAGCAUGGGCACAGGAAAAGACAAACAAAGUUGAAUGCCCUGUCAUUGGUAUUGAUUUAGGAACAACAUAUUCAUGUGUUGGAAUUUAUAAAAAUGGAAAUGUCGAAAUCAUUCCAAACGAAUAAGGAAACAGAAUUACACCCUCAGUCGUAGCAUUUACAGAUGAAGAACGUCUCAUUGGAGAAGCUGCUAAAAACUAAGCAGCAAUCAACCCUACCAGAACACUCUACGAUGUCAAAAGAUUGAUUGGAAGAAAGUAAGAAUCUUAAUCUAAUAGUAUUAUAGAUUCACAGAUUCCACAGUCCAAUAUGAUAAAAAGUUUAUGCCAUAUGAAAUCGUCGAUAAGGACACCAAACCAUACAUUAAGGUCACCAAUAUCAAGGGUCAUCAAUCCAAGAUCUUUGCCCCUGAAGAAAUUUCAGCUAUGGUUUUGACCAAAAUGAAGGAAAUCUCAGAAACCUAUUUGGGAAAGAAAGUUAUUAAUGCAGUUGUCACAGUGCCAGCCUAUUUCAAUGAUGCUUAAAGACAAGCUACCAAAGAUGCAGGAACCAUCUCAGGUUUGAAUGUAGUGAGAAUUCUCAAUGAACCAACAGCAGCAGCUAUAGCCUAUGGUCUUGAUAAGAAGGAUGGAGAAAAGAACAUCUUGGUCUUUGAUUUAGGAGGUGGUACUUUCGAUGUUUCCAUCUUGACUAUUGAUAAUGGUGUCUUUGAAGUCGUUGCCACUUCAGGAGAUACUCAUUUGGGAGGUGAAGAUUUCGAUCAAAGAGUCAUUGAUCAUUUCAUCAAGGUCAUUAAGAAGAAGCACAACAAAGACAUCAGCGCUGAUAAGAGAGCCAUCCAAAAAUUAAAGAGAGAAAUCGAAAAAUCAAAGAGAGCACUCUCAGCAACCCAUGAAACCAAGAUCGAAAUUGAAGAUUUAGUCGAUGGUUUGGACUUCAAUGAAGUACUCACCAGAGCUAAGUUCGAAGAAUUGAACAAUGAUCUCUUCAAGAAGACUACUGGACCCAUGUAAACUGCUUUGGAAGACUCUAAAUUCAAAAAGACUGAAAUUCACGAAAUCGUUUUGGUUGGAGGAUCAAGCAGAAUUCCAAAGAUUAGAUAAAUUGUUAAGGAUUUCUUCAAUGGAAAGGAAGCUAACACUGGUAUCAAUCCAGAUGAAGCUGUUUGCUAUGGUGCUGCCAUCUAAGGAGGUAUCAUCUGUGGUGAAGAAUCUAAUGAAACCAAAGGUUUGAUCGUUAUCGAUGCUACUCCUUUGAGUUUGGGUAUUGAAACUGUUGGUGGAGUCAUGACUAAGAUCAUUCCAAAGGGAUCAUACAUUCCAACCAAGAAAUCUCAAACCUUCACUACCUAUCAAGAUCAACAAUAAACUGUCACCAUCUCAGUUUUUGAAGGAGAAAGACCACUUGUUAAAGACAAUCACAAGUUAGGAACAUUCGAUUUGACAGGUAUCCCACCAGCUCCAAGAGGAACUCCUUAAAUUGAAGUUACUUUCGAAAUUGAUGCCAAUGGUAUCCUCCAAGUUGGUGCCCAAGAUAAGGGAACUGGAAACAAGAAUCAAAUUGUUAUCACCAACGAUUCAGGAAGAUUAUCAAAGGAAGAAAUCGACAAGAUGUUGAGAGAGGCUGAAGAGUUUGCUGAUUAAGAUAAGGCUGCUAAGGAAAGAAUUGACGCCAAGAACUCUUUGGAAAGUUACAUCUACUCAAUGAAGAACCAAAUUGAAGUAAUAUCUUAUAUUUAUCAAUUUAGGAUCCAGAGAAGUUGGCUAACAAAUUGUCUGAUGAUGACAAGGAUACUAUUAAGGAUGCUUUGAAGGACAGCUAAGAUUGGUUAGAUAAAAAUCAAAAUGCNAUUUCAGCUAUGGUUUUGACCAAAAUGAAGGAAAUCUCAGAAACCUAUUUGGGAAAGAAAGUUAUUAAUGCAGUUGUCACAGUGCCAGCCUAUUUCAAUGAUGCUUAAAGACAAGCUACCAAAGAUGCAGGAACCAUCUCAGGUUUGAAUGUAGUGAGAAUUCUCAAUGAACCAACAGCAGCAGCUAUAGCCUAUGGUCUUGAUAAGAAGGAUGGAGAAAAGAACAUCUUGGUCUUUGAUUUAGGAGGUGGUACUUUUGAUGUUUCCAUCUUGACUAUUGAUAAUGGUGUCUUUGAAGUCGUUGCCACUUCAGGAGAUACUCAUUUGGGAGGUGAAGAUUUCGAUCAAAGAGUCAUUGAUCAUUUCAUCAAGGUCAUUAAGAAGAAGCACAACAAAGACAUCAGCGCUGAUAAGAGAGCCAUCCAAAAAUUAAAGAGAGAAAUCGAAAAAUCAAAGAGAGCACUCUCAGCAACCCAUGAAACCAAGAUCGAAAUUGAAGAUUUAGUCGAUGGUUUGGACUUCAAUGAAGUACUCACCAGAGCUAAGUUCGAAGAAUUGAACAAUGAUCUCUUCAAGAAGACUACUGGACCCAUGUAAACUGCUUUGGAAGACUCUAAAUUCAAAAAGACUGAAAUUCACGAAAUCGUUUUGGUUGGAGGAUCAAGCAGAAUUCCAAAGAUUAGAUAAAUUGUUAAGGAUUUCUUCAAUGGAAAGGAAGCUAACACUGGUAUCAAUCCAGAUGAAGCUGUUUGCUAUGGUGCUGCCAUCUAAGGAGGUAUCAUCUGUGGUGAAGAAUCUAAUGAAACCAAAGGUUUGAUCGUUAUCGAUGCUACUCCUUUGAGUUUGGGUAUUGAAACUGUUGGUGGAGUCAUGACUAAGAUCAUUCCAAAGGGAUCAUACAUUCCAACCAAGAAAUCUCAAACCUUCACUACCUAUCAAGAUCAACAAUAAACUGUCACCAUCUCAGUUUUUGAAGGAGAAAGACCACUUGUUAAAGACAAUCACAAGUUAGGAACAUUCGAUUUGACAGGUAUCCCACCAGCUCCAAGAGGAACUCCUUAAAUUGAAGUUACUUUCGAAAUUGAUGCCAAUGGUAUCCUCCAAGUUGGUGCCCAAGAUAAGGGAACUGGAAACAAGAAUCAAAUUGUUAUCACCAACGAUUCAGGAAGAUUAUCAAAGGAAGAAAUCGACAAGAUGUUGAGAGAGGCUGAAGAGUUUGCUGAUUAAGAUAAGGCUGCUAAGGAAAGAAUUGACGCCAAGAACUCUUUGGAAAGUUACAUCUACUCAAUGAAGAACCAAAUUGAAGUAAUAUCUUAUAUUUAUCAAUUUAGGAUCCAGAGAAGUUGGCUAACAAAUUGUCUGAUGAUGACAAGGAUACUAUUAAGGAUGCUUUGAAGGACAGCUAAGAUUGGUUAGAUAAAAAUCAAAAUGCAGAGAAGGAAGACUAUGAAGAGGAACUCAAAGAAUUAGAAAAGUAUAUCAAUUUAAUAUAUUCUUUAGAAUCUGCAAUCCNUGAGAAUUCUCAAUGAACCAACAGCAGCAGCUAUAGCCUAUGGUCUUGAUAAGAAGGAUGGAGAAAAGAACAUCUUGGUCUUUGAUUUAGGAGGUGGUACUUUCGAUGUUUCCAUCUUGACUAUUGAUAAUGGUGUCUUUGAAGUCGUUGCCACUUCAGGAGAUACUCAUUUGGGAGGUGAAGAUUUCGAUCAAAGAGUCAUUGAUCAUUUCAUCAAGGUCAUUAAGAAGAAGCACAACAAAGACAUCAGCGCUGAUAAGAGAGCCAUCCAAAAAUUAAAGAGAGAAAUCGAAAAAUCAAAGAGAGCACUCUCAGCAACCCAUGAAACCAAGAUCGAAAUUGAAGAUUUAGUCGAUGGUUUGGACUUCAAUGAAGUACUCACCAGAGCUAAGUUCGAAGAAUUGAACAAUGAUCUCUUCAAGAAGACUACUGGACCCAUGUAAACUGCUUUGGAAGACUCUAAAUUCAAAAAGACUGAAAUUCACGAAAUCGUUUUGGUUGGAGGAUCAAGCAGAAUUCCAAAGAUUAGAUAAAUUGUUAAGGAUUUCUUCAAUGGAAAGGAAGCUAACACUGGUAUCAAUCCAGAUGAAGCUGUUUGCUAUGGUGCUGCCAUCUAAGGAGGUAUCAUCUGUGGUGAAGAAUCUAAUGAAACCAAAGGUUUGAUCGUUAUCGAUGCUACUCCUUUGAGUUUGGGUAUUGAAACUGUUGGUGGAGUCAUGACUAAGAUCAUUCCAAAGGGAUCAUACAUUCCAACCAAGAAAUCUCAAACCUUCACUACCUAUCAAGAUCAACAAUAAACUGUCACCAUCUCAGUUUUUGAAGGAGAAAGACCACUUGUUAAAGACAAUCACAAGUUAGGAACAUUCGAUUUGACAGGUAUCCCACCAGCUCCAAGAGGAACUCCUUAAAUUGAAGUUACUUUCGAAAUUGAUGCCAAUGGUAUCCUCCAAGUUGGUGCCCAAGAUAAGGGAACUGGAAACAAGAAUCAAAUUGUUAUCACCAACGAUUCAGGAAGAUUAUCAAAGGAAGAAAUCGACAAGAUGUUGAGAGAGGCUGAAGAAUUUGCUGAUUAAGAUAAGGCUGCUAAGGAAAGAAUUGACGCCAAGAACUCUUUGGAAAGUUACAUCUACUCAAUGAAGAACCAAAUUGAAGUAAUAACUUAUAUUUAUCAAUUUAGGAUCCAGAGAAGUUGGCUAACAAAUUGUCUGAUGAUGACAAGGAUACUAUUAAGGAUGCUUUGAAGGACAGCUAAGAUUGGUUAGAUAAAAAUCAAAAUGCAGAGAAGGAAGACUAUGAAGAGGAACUCAAAGAAUUAGAAAAGUAUAUCAAUUUAAUAUAUUCUUUAGAAUCUGCAAUCCAAUCAUUAGUAGAGUUUACUAAUAAUCUGGAAAAUAAUAAUAAGCAUCAGAUGACGACUACGAUUCCGAUUUAUGAUUUAUGUAUAUUUCUGUG